This is a messenger RNA of Seminavis robusta, 468 nucleotides long. The record is from the annotation of a GenBank genome assembly. Lineage: Eukaryota; Bacillariophyta; Bacillariophyceae; Naviculales; Naviculaceae.
AUGGGAACAUUAGGUACAUUACUGGAUGCUGUUGCACUGAUUGAUUCUUGUGGCAUGGAAGGAGCAGUACUGGAUGCUGAUGCCGUUAAAGGCUCCUUAUUUGAGGAAGAAGUACAAACUCCAGAUCCACAAAGAAUUCCUGUAAUUGCUACUGGUACUGCUGCCAGCACGAUAACAAUAAUGACACAGAGCCAUCUCCCACCAGCAGUGCUUGUAUCUGGCAGGCAAUGCCUGGAGGGAUCAACAAGAUAUGCACUGACGGGUUCAAUUUCGGCCUCAACCAAUUGGAGAGUGUUGGUGCCAAUGCCGUCAGAUUCUUGGUGCUGUGAUUCCAUGCUCGAAUCACGUCCCUUUAUGCGAAGCAUAUCUGGUGACAGCCACGUGGGGUGCCUAUCGGUAUUACUAUUGGAUGAGCUCCUUGGGCUUGUGGUUUGUUUGCGAGAGGAGGAGGCGACUAGACUACCUUAG